Pistacia vera is the source of this 696-nucleotide messenger RNA. Its product is annotated as ankyrin repeat-containing protein BDA1-like. The transcript has 3 exons. Gene Ontology annotation, molecular function: protein phosphatase 1 binding; protein phosphatase regulator activity. NCBI's taxonomy places the organism in Eukaryota, Viridiplantae, Streptophyta, Magnoliopsida, Sapindales, Anacardiaceae. Gene Ontology annotation, cellular component: plasma membrane. The record is from RefSeq and is a predicted model, not a curated record. The coding region runs from base 1 to 696 and encodes 231 amino acids.
AUGGAUUCAAGGCUUUAUGAGGCAAUUGCCAACAAUGAUAGAGGUGCCUUCGACAAUUUAGUUCAAGACAAUGAAGGAAUUCUGGAACAGACAACUGAUUAUCACUUGAGCACCGUGUUGCACCUUGCCUCGAGGUUCAGGCACUUCAAAUUGGUGAAGGACAUCAUUGAGUUGCAUCCUGAAAUUGUUGAAACUGUGAACAAGAAGCUUGUCGACAAGCUUGCAGACGGGCAUCUUGAUGUGGUGAAGCUCAUGAUGAAUCAGUCUUGGCUGAUGGACUUUGAAGAAGAUGGGAUUGAUCUAAAUGCUCUACAUGUUGCCGCAGCAAUGGGGCACACAGACAUUGUUCAGAAUAUAUUGGAGGUGCGGCCAAAUUUUGCUCGAAAGAGCAACAAGAAUGGAUAUUCUCCGUUGCACUGUGCUUGUAGCAGAGGAUACUUGGAGAUAACAAGAUUGUUUUUGAGGCUUGACCAAGGCCUUGCUCUGCAAUACAAUGACAAAGGUUAUACCCCAUUGCACUUGGCAGCCAUACAUGGCAAAGUUCCAAUAAUCCUUGAAGAAUUCAUGUUAAGUUCUCCCACUUCCUUCCAGUACCUGACAAAAGAGGGAGAAACAGUGUGUCAUCUUGCUGUAAAAUUCAACCAAUAUGAUGCACUUUUAUGUCUGGCAAAUUUCUUCAAUAAUUUUGCAUUCUAA